UUUCCUUCCUAGAGUCCAUUACGUGACGGCGCUGAGCCGCCUCUUGUGGUACGCACGCUCAUUUGGCGCCGUUCUUACGUUCUUCAGCGUGACGUGAUUCUCGGACUAGAGCGCAGCGCUGUUCUUCUGCUGCUGUACAGCGUCCUCCAUCUCGCCGCCAUCAUGUCUUCAGAUCCUGGCAAUUAUGGAAGUUACGGAGGACAAAGUCAGCAAGGUUAUGCUGCUUAUGGAAAUCCAAGUGGUCAGUAUGGAAAUCCGGGGGGUCAAAGUGCUGGACCAACUUCACAGGACUAUUCUGCAUAUGGACAAGCACCAGAAUCAACGGCUUAUGGGCAGAGCUAUGGUUCUUACAAUCCUGGCUAUGGUCAGGGUCAGUCAGGUUAUGGCCAGUCUUCUCAAGCACCAUAUGAAAGUCAGCAAUCUUAUGGUGGUUAUGGACAGACUUCUGAAUCAUCAGUAGGAAGCAGCAGAGGUUCGUCACAUGAAAAUCAGUCUGGUAGCAGCAGACCACCUUAUCAACAGCCUCAAGAGUCCUAUGAUCAGCAAGACUAUGGGCAAAAGCCAAAGUCAGGCUAUGGGCAACCGCAGACUCAAGAAUCCUAUGAAUCAUCUGGAUACAGUGGACAAGCUCAGCCCUACUCCUCCCGGAAAGAGGGUUUUAGCCAUUCCUCUCAAGACGAUGAACGUCGCGAUUACGGCAGGUAUGGUGGUGAUCGUGGAUUUGGUGGGUCCCAAAGUUUUGGCGGUGGCAGAGGCCGUGGCGGCUUUGACUCGGAUAGACCUACUGGCGUAAGCGGUGGCGACCGAGGUGGCUUCAAAAAUUUUGGUGGAUCUAAAGAUUAUGGUAAUAAACCUGAGCAAGAUGAUCAGGACAAUUCUGACAAUAACACGAUAUUUGUGCAAGGACUAAAUGAAGAUGCUGAUUCAGAUCAAGUGGCAGACUACUUCAAACAGAUUGGCAUUAUAAAGACUAAUAAGAAGACCGGAAAGCCAAUGAUAAACAUUUACACUGACAAGGAAACUGGCAAGUCCAAAGGAGAAGCAACUGUUUCAUUUGAUGAUCCUCCUUCAGCCAAAGCAGCCAUAGAUUGGUUUGAUGGAAAAGAAUUUAUGGGCAAUGCUAUCAAAGUCUCUUUUGCCACUCGGCGGCCUGAAUUUUUGAAAGGGGGAGUAAGUGCUCCUGGUGCUGGUGCUGGUGGUGGAGGUCGACGAGGAGGUGGUCAUAGGGGUGGCAGCUUUGGGGGACGUGGCUCUUUCAGAGGGUCCAGUGGUCCACCACAAGGUGGAGACUGGUUGUGCCCAAAUCCUUCUUGUGGAAAUGUAAACUUUGCCAGACGGGAUUCUUGUAACCAGUGCAGUGAACCCAGGCCAGAAGAUUCUAGACCAAGUGGAGAUCGUGGAAGAGGCGGGUAUGGUGGAGACAGAGGCUAUCGAGGACGUGGACGAGGUGGUGACAGAGGAGGCUAUGGAGGAAAGAUGGGUGGCAGGAAUGACUUUAGAAAUGACCAGCGCAACAGGCCUUACUAGCUUGAAGCUCCUUACUUCUUUGUUCUUUACAUGGCAUCAGAGUGCUUAGAAUUAAGUUACAAGUUUCUUUGAUUUGUUUUGUUCUUUCCCAGAAAUGUGAGCUAUUUUUUUUUUCUUGAAAAUUCAUUAAUUACUGAACUCUGCCCCAUUUCUUCAAUUUGACAAAUGAAAAUAUGAAAUAUUGCCAAACAAGUGUUUUUGUAAUACAAUAAAAUAACUUCUUUUUA
This is a messenger RNA of Bufo gargarizans (Asiatic toad), 1754 nucleotides long. RefSeq names its product TATA-binding protein-associated factor 2N-like. Gene Ontology annotation, biological process: regulation of DNA-templated transcription. Gene Ontology annotation, molecular function: transcription coregulator activity; RNA binding. The coding region runs from base 163 to 1527 and encodes 454 amino acids. Lineage: Eukaryota; Metazoa; Chordata; Amphibia; Anura; Bufonidae. The record is from RefSeq and is a predicted model, not a curated record. The transcript has 16 exons. Gene Ontology annotation, cellular component: nucleus.